AUGUGGUCCUCCUCCAAAAUUUCUGAUUCGGUUCUCAUAUAUGACGAUGCAUUUGCGGUUGAACUGGAGGUGGGUGUGAAGAACCACACAUUUGCAACUGCCACUGAAUCUGUCAGGGCACGAAAAAGUAGUGAAAAUAUUCACGGAAUAGAAUCCAUCAUGGAUCUCACAAUUCGUGUGUUUUUUACUCUAUGGUUUAUACUUUUGAACCAUAAUUUUGGAAAUGUGGAGGGAAGAUACCACCAUCACACCAAGCAGAGGAAAGUUUCUUCUGUUCCUACCGCUCCUUCUGAUUCUUCCACUCAGCCAGAGAACCCUGCUGAUCCUCCUACUGUUCCUUCUGACCCUUAUCCAAAUGAUAACCAAACCUCCUCUUCUGACUGUGUUUUUGAUGUGAGAUCCUUUGGGGCAGUUGGAGAUGGUUGUGCUGAUGACACACCUGCAUUCAGGGCAGCAUGGAAAGCAGCAUGUGCUGUGGAGUCUGGUAUUGUUCUUGCUCCAGAAAACUACAGCUUUAAGAUCACUUCAACUAUUUUUUCAGGUCCAUGCAAGCCAGGAUUGGUAUUCCAAGUGGAUGGAACACUAAUGGCACCAGAUGGACCGAAUUCAUGGCCAGAAACAGAUAGCCGAAAUCAAUGGCUUGUAUUUUACCGACUUGACCAAAUGACUCUUAAUGGUAAAGGAACAAUAGAAGGGAAUGGAGACAAAUGGUGGGAUCUCCCUUGCAAACCUCAUAGGGGUCCCAAUGGAAAAACUAUGUCAGGACCAUGUGGUAGUCCUGCUAUGAUACGGUUCUUCAUGAGCUCCAAUUUGAAGGUAAAUGGGCUUAAAAUUCAAAACAGUCCUCAGUUUCACAUGAAAUUUGAUGGCUGCGAAGGAGUACUGAUUGAUAAGCUCUCCAUUUCUUCACCAAAACUCAGCCCCAACACCGAUGGAAUCCAUGUAGAAAACACCAAAUAUGUUGGAAUAUAUAACUCCAUGAUAAGCAAUGGUGAUGAUUGCAUUUCAAUUGGACCCGGUUCUUCAAACGUCGACAUAGCAGGUUUAACUUGUGCUCCUAGCCACGGGAUUAGUAUUGGAAGCCUAGGAGUGCACAACUCCCAGGCAUGUGUGUCAAACCUAACAGUCCGGGACAGCAUCAUAAGGGAGUCAGACAACGGACUGAGAAUCAAGACAUGGCAAGGGGGAAUGGGAUCAGUGACAGGUCUAAGAUUUGAGAACAUCCAAAUGGAGAACGUUGGGAACUGCAUCAUUAUAGACCAAUACUACUGCUUGUCAAAGGAAUGUCUAAACCAGACUUCUGCUGUGCACGUGAAUGAUGUAUCCUACAGUAACAUAAAGGGCACCUAUGAUGUGAGAACAGCUCCUAUUCACUUUGCUUGCAGUGACACCGUUGCUUGCACAAACAUAACUCUCUCUGAGGUUGAGCUUUUGCCAUUCGAAGGAGCAUUGCUUGAUGACCCUUUUUGCUGGAAUGCUUAUGGGACACAGGAGACUUUGACUAUCCCUCCAAUCAAUUGCUUAAGGGAAGGUGACCCUCAGACAGUGGGUGAUCUUUCUGAAUAUCAAUGCAGUUGA
Messenger RNA from Sphenostylis stenocarpa, 1578 nucleotides. The record is from the annotation of a GenBank genome assembly. NCBI's taxonomy places the organism in Eukaryota, Viridiplantae, Streptophyta, Magnoliopsida, Fabales, Fabaceae.